AAUUAAUGGUAUUUAUUAAUACAUGAUAUAAUAUACAUGUGGAGUCCACAGGCUGCUUUCAUUAUGAAGUUUUCGGUGGUCUUUGCUGCUUUAAUAGCAUUAUGCUCUUCUAGUGUUAUACCAGAAGUGCCAAAGGAUAAUAGCCAUUAUGUGGAAGGUGUUAGCCGUUACGUGUGGUUAUCUAAAGACGACGGCGAGUUAGUUCAGGUAGAUCUACAUGAGCCAGUUAAUCAGCAAGCAGCAGAGACCAGGAAUGGAGCCAACAAUCAAUACUGGCUAUUUACAAGGCAGAACCCCACGAACCAACAGCUUCUUGUGAAUGGGAACGCCAAUUCUGUCACCAACUCUAACUACCGAGCGAAUAGACCUACCAACGUCAUUGUUCAUGGUUGGACUAAUAAUGGCAACUCACAUGUCAACAACAUUGUGCGAGAUGCUUUCCUCGCUGCUCAAGACUGCAAUGUCAUCGUGGUUGAUUGGAGUGGGCUUGCCGGUGGCUCCUACGUGAACGCUGUCAGCGGAGUGCCAAAUGUUGGACAAUUCCUUGGCAAUUUCUUGAAUUGGCUUGUCAGCGUUACUGGUGGCAACUGGAAUAAUUUCCAUCUGAUUGGAUAUAGCUUGGGUGCACACGUGAUAGGUAGUGCUGGACGCACUGCUGGAGGAAGGCCGGCAAGACUGACUGGAAUGGAUCCUGCAGGUCCUCUAUGGCAGACCAACUCUAAUAGACUAACCAGUAACGCCGGUCAAUACGUAGAAGGCAUCCAUACAGAUGGUGGAUUGCAGGGGAUCUUUAAUCCUGUCGGUGACGCAGAUUUUUACCCCAACGGUGGCAGGAAUGUGCAGCCUGGCUGUGAUGGUAGUGGAUGUUCACACGCGCGUUCUUUUGAGUUUUUCGCAUCUUCCGUAAGAACCAAUCAUUUCGUUGGUAGACAAUGCGCCAAUCUGAAUCAAGCUCAAAAUGUGCAGUGCAAUGGAGCGGCAUUGAACAUGGGCAACGGAAUAGUGACGAAACGAGGAAGCGGUUUAUUUGGAUUAAGAACCGGAGCUUCUUGGCCUUUCUAAUAAAAGUUCUCAAAAGCUCUUAUUAGUUUUUUUUUUCAAAGCAAAUUACAUAUCCAUAAUCCUAAUACAAUAUCCAAUACAUAAUCCUAAUAGCUAUAAACAAAAAAUCAUAUACUUAGCCCUUCCAAAAAUGAGCGCAA
This is a messenger RNA of Diatraea saccharalis (sugarcane borer), 1202 nucleotides long. The record is from the annotation of a GenBank genome assembly. Lineage: Eukaryota; Metazoa; Arthropoda; Insecta; Lepidoptera; Crambidae.